AUGGGCGGCGGACUCUCAACAACCCGCUCCGCUCCCGCCAGCCCCCCGCGGCACUACUCCCGCGCGGACGGCUCCCACGAUGAGAACGUCGGCAUCAUCUCCCGCGGUCCGGACCGCAACUACCAGAGCAUGAACUCGGCGCCGCCUUCCGCCGUCACCACUACGGCAACGGCCCCGGAGCUGGCCGGCACACGGCCGCGCAAGUCGGUCCAAUCGACGAGGAACUCCCUGCCGGCGCAGACUGAGGAGGAAGGAGAGGACGAAGACUACGAUGCCGUGGUUGCGCGGGAGGAACGGGAGAGAGAAGCGCAGAGGAAGGAACCCUGGUACACGAUCCUGCUGUCUAGCUUUCAGAGCAUUGAGCUGGAGAACAAGGGCAGCGUGGCCCGCGAUCACCUGGCGCUCGAACGAACAUUCCUCGCAUGGCUCCGCACAUCUCUCGCCUUCGCCUCGAUAGGCAUCGCCGUAACGCAGCUCUUCCGCCUCAACUCGUCCCUCUCGACGCCGGGGACCGAGGACCCGAACAGCCACACCCUCCGGCAGCUGGGCAAGCCGCUCGGCGCGACGUUUCUCGGCAUCAGCAUCCUCAUCCUGUUCCUGGGCUACCAGCGCUAUUUCCGCGCGCAGCAGUGGGUUAUGAAGGGCAAGUUCCCCGCGAGCCGCGGGACCAUUAUCGUCGUGUCCAUGGUGGCGUUUGCGUUAAUGGCUGUGAGUUUGGUUGUGGUUGUGGUUGUGAGUCCUACGAGUAGGGAGCGGUAA
Colletotrichum fioriniae is the source of this 759-nucleotide messenger RNA. RefSeq lists its product as uncharacterized. Lineage: Eukaryota; Fungi; Ascomycota; Sordariomycetes; Glomerellales; Glomerellaceae. The record is from RefSeq and is a predicted model, not a curated record.